AUGUUUCGCUGGUAUCAGAAUGCAGCAAAGUGCUAUGUCUAUUUAUCUGAUGUCCCUACCACGAAUCUAAAAGCAAGCAGCGAAGUCUUAGAAUGCAGUUGGGAGCCAGCUUUUCGGGAAAGCCGAUGGUUCACCCGAGGUUGGACCCUUCAAGAGCUUCUUGCCCCACAUUCGGUCGAGUUCUUCUCUCAAGACGGCAAAAAGCUUGGCAACAAGAGAACACUGAAGCGAAUAAUUCACGAGACUACGAGUAUUGCUCUUGAAGCCCUCCAAGGGGCCCCUUUAUGUAAAUUUGACGUUUCCGAGCGAUUAUCAUGGGCUGAAAGUCGACAAACCACGCGGAAAGAGGACAAGGCGUACUCGCUUCUAGGCAUAUUUGGCAUCUACAUGCCACUUAUAUAUGGCGAAGGAGAAGAACACGCGUUUAAACGCCUCCGGAAAAAGAUCACUAAGCUCUCGAACAGUUUCCAGCAGCAGCAAGCCAUAAACAAAGACCAGGAAUGCAUCCAGCACUUACGCCUCACCGACCCCCGCGAUGACAAGAAGCGUAUUGAGGGGACUAAGGGCGGAAUAUUGGAGGACUCAUACCACUGGAUCCUUGAAAACUCCGACUUCCAACGAUGGCGCGACGGCGAGCAGAGCCGAUUGCUAUGGAUCAAGGGCGAUCCGGGUAAGGGCAAGACAAUGCUGCUCUGUGGCAUCAUCGAUGAGUUGAAUGAGUCAGUGGCUAAGACACAUCAGCUGUCCUACUUCUUCUGUCAGGCCACGGACUCGCGAAUUAACAGCGCCGCAGCUGUGCUGCGAGGUAUAUUGUACUUGCUUGUCACUCAGCAGCCGUUGUUAGUCUCACACCUGCGGAAGAAGCACGAUCAAGCAGGCCAAUCCGUCUUUAAAGACGCUAAUGCUUGGGUUGUUCUCUUAGAUAUUUUUACGAAUAUGAUACGAGACUCGGACCUAAAAAUAGUCUGUCCAGUUGUCGACGCUCUUGAUGAAUGCGUGGCGGAUUUGCUAAAGCUUUUUGACUUAGUAAUUCGUACCUCAACGUUAUCAGCCCGCAUUAAGUGGCUCUUGUCAAGCCGAAACGAGAUGCACAUCGAACAGAAACUAAGACACAUAGACGCUAGGGCGAGGUUGGGUCUGGAGCUAAAGGAAAAUGCAGAACAGGUGUCCUGCGCUGUUGACGCGUACAUUAACAAUAAGCUAUCCCGCCUUGACUCUCUUGAAGACGACAGCCUGAGAGAUCAAGUGCGAGACAUCCUACGCCGGAAGGCGAGCGGGACAUUCCUCUGGGUCGCACUCGUGGUCCAGGAGCUUGAGGACCCGGAGAUCUGGAACCCUUUGCAGGUGGUAGAAGAAGCGCCACCAGGUUUGCACCAGCUGUACGAUCGCAUGAUGAAUCAAAUCAAUCGGCGAAAGAGAGACUCUGAGGUUUGCCGGCUGCUGCUGUCUACUGCCUGCAUCGCAUAUCGUCCGCUUUACCUAGCUGAAAUGGGCAGCUUGUGCGGACUAUCAGGCAAGGUUCCCGUACUCACAAAAAACGUAAGAACGAUCACGGCUAUGUGUGGUUCAUUUCUCACCGUUAGGGAUGAUCAGGUCUACUUAAUACACCAAUCAGCCAAGGACUACUUAAGCAACAAGAUGCAAGACACGAUCUUCCCAUAUCAAGGCAGGAUUCACCAUAACAUGUUCUCUAGGUCACUCAAGCUCAUGUCUAAUGCACUGAAACGUGACAUGCACAGCUUAAGCGAUCCAGGUUUUCCGAUCCAUAAGGUUCAUGUACCAGUUGAUGAUCCGCUAGCGACUAUGCAAUAUUCAAGCAUGUCCAAGGGUGUGCUUGCAAUAGCAAAGCUUAGCGCUUUAGCUCAGAGGCAAACAGAUGCGCUAAGCUUCAUAGAACUACUUCAAGAUGCGCGCCUGUUUAUUAUGUGUCAUAUUCAAGCAAUACAGAAGAGCCCUCUUCAGAGUGCCUGCCUCUCGACGCUCGAGGGCCAUAGCGACUGGGUCAGCUCAGUCGCCUUCUCGCCCGACUCGACACAGCUGGCGUCCGGCUCCAGCGACAACACCGUCAAGAUCUGGGAUGCGAGCAGCGGCGCCUGCCUGUCGACGCUCGAGGGCCAUAGCAACUGGGUCAGGUCAGUCGCCUUCUCGCCCGACUCGACACGGCUGGCGUCUGGGUCCAGCGAUAGCACAGACAAUCAAGGCCUAGACAUAAGUUUGGAUCGUGCGUGGAUAGCCUACAAUUCGGAGAACAUAUUAUGGCUACCAUCAGAGUAUAGGCCGUGUUGUUUUACAGUAUCUAAGAAUAGGAUUGGUAUUGGCACUAGCAAUGGAAGGGUUUGGAUAUGUAAUGUUGAGGGUAACAAGCCUAAUUUGUCUUGAGGCGCUAGGACUAUUUGAACCAUU
Molecule: messenger RNA, 2403 nt
Organism: Lindgomyces ingoldianus
Lineage: Eukaryota; Fungi; Ascomycota; Dothideomycetes; Pleosporales; Lindgomycetaceae
Exons: 4
Coding region: 1-2379 (792 amino acids)
Molecular function (GO): protein binding
Source: RefSeq, a predicted model, not a curated record